This is a messenger RNA of Elephantulus edwardii (Cape elephant shrew), 1275 nucleotides long. RefSeq names its product nuclear envelope pore membrane protein POM 121-like. The record is from RefSeq and is a predicted model, not a curated record. The transcript is spliced from 3 exons. Bases 1 to 1275 code for a protein of 424 amino acids. Lineage: Eukaryota; Metazoa; Chordata; Mammalia; Macroscelidea; Macroscelididae.
AUGGUUCCCUUGGCAGUGCCCCAGAGUGACCAUCAGGAGAAGCCAGGGGUGUCUGCGUACAGCCACAAGAUGUUUAGCGCCUCAGUGGCCCGAAAGAUGGCACCUACUGAGGAGAAAUUUACACUCCGUUGGGCACUGAAGCAGGUCAUCCUCUAUAUUUGGUCCUCACUGUCUGGUCACCUUCUAUGCCCAUAUGUCAAGAAUACCCCAAUGAAGGGCUUCAAAGAGAGCACUAAACUUAGCGCCCAGGAAGAGGAAGACGUUAAGGUCCUUGGAGACAUUGAGGAAAAACCACUGAAGCAGGAGGAAGACCUCAUCGCCAUCAAGAGGCCGGGUACUGAUGCCAGUGAGCAUGCGCAGUCUGCGUUUAGGCCUCUGGUGGUCAAUGGAGUUCUUUCUUCCUUUGCACCCAGGCCUGGGCCUCUAAACAGCUGUUCUAACCGCUCAGAAGGUAGUCUGAUUAAUACACCCCAGGUCUCUUUUAUGCCUAUUUGCAGCAAACGUAAUGCAAUUACCAGUUCAUAUAGUUCCACUCGUGGCUUAUUGUUGCUGCAAAGACGUGUGCCAGCCAGAUCCUCUGGCUCACACAUACUCAAUUCUCAAGUGCCGGCAAAAAAAGUGAAUGAGGAAGAUCAUCAGAUUAGCUGUUCAGCCUCAGUGAUACCGGAAGAGAGGCUACAGGAAGAAAAGAGUUUAGAUACUACCCCUCAGCAAAAGCAACAGUUUGAGAAAUCCGCACUCACACGAGACCGCUCCAGGCCUUGCAAACGCAAGAUUCCUCUGCUGUUGCCCAGUAAGCGAGGAGGCCCAUUGAUCCUGCCGCCAGCACCCGAGCUAGGUUAUCAAAUCACUAUUGAGGACUUUGAUUUGGAGAAGAAAGCUGCAAUCAAUUAUAUCAACAAGAUCUUGAAGGAGCCGGUCUCUGCGCUCCUGGCGGUGCUCGCCUUUAUCCAUCUUCCCGGGUCCUCCGCGCCCGCCUCUUCGUCCUCCCAUCUGUUCCAUCAGUGGUCCAGGGGGCCCCCCAGGACCCCCACGUCUUCCUCCACCAAAACCACCUCGGUCCAUGCCCCGGCCGCCACGGAAGCCACCUCUGUCUCCACCACGACCACCUCUGAACAUUCCACCUGGACCACCACGGUCCAUGAGGCCACCUCUGCCGCCACGCAUGCCACCAGGGCCACCUCUGCCGCGGUCACCACCCAGAGACAAACUGAUGGAGGCGACGAUGACGACGACGACAAGGUGGAGCCACAGGACCCUCAUAAGCCAGUCUGA